Molecule: messenger RNA, 1140 nt
Organism: Portunus trituberculatus (swimming crab)
Lineage: Eukaryota; Metazoa; Arthropoda; Malacostraca; Decapoda; Portunidae
Exons: 7
Coding region: 109-963 (284 amino acids)
Source: RefSeq, a predicted model, not a curated record
CCUCCCCUAUUCAUCGAGGGAGAAGAAAGAUCCUGCGAGGGUUACCUGGUUUCCCUCCCACGUGUUUCCCAGAAUCCCUCCCCGCCAGCCAGGGCGCGGGUAGAGAGGAUGGACCGACUUCUGCUGCUGCGUGUGGCUGCCCUGCUGAUCCUGGGCCGAGGGGUGCGACCGUACAGCGACAAGACGGUGGAGAUCGUGGAGCUGGUGGUGCCAGAGUCCCCUAAGGUGGGCGAUGACGUGACGCUCACCUGCCGCUUCAACCUGAUGGGUAACAACCAUCGCCUCUACACCGUCAACUGGUGGCGCGGCAAGGACCAGUUCUACACCUACAAGGGCACCGCCAACAACAACCCUAAGCACGCCUACACCUUCCGCGGUAUCAACGUCAAGGAGGAGGCGUCAACAGAGGAAUCUGUGGUGCUACAGGACGUGUCAGAGGAGACUUCGGGGCUGUUCAAGUGUGAGGUGAUGGGCGAGGGUCCCUCCUUCCGCACCGCCGUCGCCAACAAGACCAUGACCGUCGUGAUCCCACCCUCACAAGUGCAGAUCUUCACGCGCCCGUCCUCUAACCCGCCCGUCUACCGUAUCGGAGAGAGGAUACAUAUGAACUGCACAGCGAGAAAUGCCAAGCCUCGAGCUGACCUCUACUGGGAGAUCAACAACUCGCCGGUGAAUGAGCGAGACGUGCAACCCCGCGCAGGUUACGAGGACCACCGAGGCCGUGUCACUUCCACUCUCAGCCUAUCGUGGGAGCCGCCCGCAUACUUCAAGGAUAGCGUGGCAAGGGUGGCGUGCCAUGCGGUAGUUGGUGAACACCGAACCACUGCCACCAAGGACAUAUACCUUAACCCGGCCUCCAGUGCCGCCCUCAACCACCUGUACGCUUCUGCAGGCUGCAAGUUGUCUGCCGCCUGGACGCUGCUCGGCUUGGCGUCGCUGCUGCUGAACCGCCGCGUCCUUUAGCACGUGGCCAGCUUAGCGCAGCAGGGAAUGCCCGGCCGUGGUGGGACUGAGUAACAAGUGUCGAUUUUUCAUCGCUCAUUUACUGUCUUGCAGGGUGGACUAAGAGAGAGAGAGAGAGAGAGAGAGAGAGAGAGAGAGAGAGAGAGAGAGAGAGAGAGAGAGAGAGAGAGAGAGAGA